This is a messenger RNA of Porites lobata, 9466 nucleotides long. Lineage: Eukaryota; Metazoa; Cnidaria; Anthozoa; Scleractinia; Poritidae. The record is from the annotation of a GenBank genome assembly.
AUUUCCCCUUCGCAAUACGCCGGUUCGUUUUCAAGACAUAUGGCAUGAUUGUAUGUGGAUAGAAGUUGUGUUUGGACUUACAGUGUUAUUCGCGUGAUCAUUGAGUGACAUACACGAUAACAAGAAAAGGUAACAUCAAUCCCAUUAAGAAGUUGCUAAUCAUACAAUUAUGUUUUUGGUUAUUUUUUAACAAUUUGUAGUAGUUGACGUUUCACUACGGCUUUUGUCAUGUUUUAAGCGAAGGUAAUCGCGCUUAAAUUGCCCAGUAUCCUGUACAUUUCCAUCUUAAAUACUAGCCAUUCAAUUUGUUGUAUUCAAUACGUGAAAAUGAGAUUGAUCAAGUGAUACGCCGCAGUUUGCGAGCAGUUUGAAGAGACGGAUGAACGAUCAUAGCAAAUCAAAACCACUUUAUAUGCAUGACAACUCCCCAAUCAUACCCACGUCAGUCUCGACUCAGUACUGGUCUUGUUCUCGUAAUUUGUUACAUUUUACAGUAAGAUUUUUUAUUUAAAGUAUUCGAGAUCUAAAGAUAGUGAAAUCGUCAAAGCUGAAAGAAAAUUGGUUUGAACUAUCGAGAGGUUCGAAAAAUUAAUGUUAAAAUAAAAUGUUUUACGAGGGAAGGUGGAAAUUCGAAGGAUCGGGUCGCGAAACUGGAGACCUAGAAUGGAGAAUAAUAGAUGAAAGUAGCCUAUAAUGUACUGUAACUGUCGAUGGUACCCUUGUACUUGAAGGCCUUCACAUAGACCUUAACUUAUCACGGAUUUGGAAGCCAUCUUCAGUCUUGACAGGAAGGCAAGUUCCGCGUUAGAAAUUGCACUGUUUGGGUAUGAGAACCUUAUGUCGAAUAAUUUUUGUAAAACGGCUGUUCUGAAAAUGAUAUGAAUUGUGAACUAAAUAAAGCUACACACCGAAGAAUUCUACUGGCAUUCUACCACUUUUCAAAGUUUUUUUUGUCUGUAAACAUUUUUGUUCCUGCAAACUAAAAUUAUGCGGAAAAGAUCAGGCGUAUUUUAUAGAACCAAUCGCUUCAGUAAAUUUACACUUUCAGUUAUUUUUCAUUGAAUUUCAAAAGUUAAGGAAGAUUUUGGAUACAUAAUUCAAAGCAAAAGCGCCCCAAUUGUGACGUUUUAGGCUAGAUUCUUAAUCCGUACAUUUGUGACGCCUCUAAUUUUUCCUUUUUGUAUCCGUUGUCAUGUUAAUAUAUUAAACACAACAUACCACUCCCGAUUUUAGCCUUUACAUCAUAGAAUAAACAUUAUGUUGAAAACUCGCUGAAAACCUGUAUAUGACGCAUUGAAAUGUCGAUCUGUUACUUGAUUGUGUCUGUUAAAAUCUCUCAACUUUGUCACAAUGACCUGAUCUCUGCGCCUGCGCAGUGUAACCAAUUAUCUUAAAAGAUUAUUUUCGUUCUCAGAGCUGCGCGGUUAAUUGGUAACAAAAGAUCACGUUAACAGAUAAAUAAACAAAUAAAUAAAUAGAUAAAAAUAAAGAGAAGCCUCGGCAACGAGAUAAAAAUAAUUGUGCAGAUCGAGGGCUCUCACACGCUGGCGGCCACGCACUCGCUCCCUUCCAUGGAGCGUCUGAGAAUCAGGCGUAGGCUGGGAUAACCUCAGAUUAGGCCCAAUUUUAGCAGUUCUGAUACAAUCUCUCUAACGUAGUCGCGCUAAAAUUGGGCCAGAUACAAAGUCUCAUAAGCUUAUGAUGCUGCGGCCAGAUUUUGACCGCAACGCUGAUUGGCUGUUAGAACAAUGCCAGAGGAUCUGAUUGGCUGUUGGAAUCACCGGAAGUUGAAAGCGCUUAUUCCUCGCAUGGUUGUAGCACUAAAAAAUCUUCGCGAAUGAUCCGCCGUCAGCGGAGAGAAGGAUUUUGCUGUCUUUUCAAUUGUUUUACGGUCUUGCGGUAGGAAAAUAUGCCUUAAUAUGUGCCGUAGAAAUUCAGAAAAUUCAGAUGGUUGUCCAUAUCAUAUCAGGAUUUGCUUAAUUUAUGGAACUAAUGAAUGUGAGUGUAUCGCGGAGUCGAUUCCCUCUGCAAAUUGUUCACCUCAGACAAGGAGCCUUUUGAUUUACCAACAAACGAGUGGAAGUCGAAAUACUGUUCAUGUUUAAAUUGGUUUCAUUUGAAAGUUUAGCCGGAAAUGACUUCUCUGAACGGGGCACGCAAGCGGAGGCUCACUACAUGCGAAAGAAACCUCAAUCGCCUGCUGUGAAGUAUUAGACUUAAAAUAUAUCGCAUCGCUGUUCAAAGACGUUUGGUAGGAAUUACUAUAAAAGCUACUGCUGCUAGUGUUAACAUAACAGACUUGUUGUUUGGUUUCGCUUUUUGUAAAAAAUAAAUAGGAAAACUGUUGUCCUAGCUCGUUGGCUCUUUGCUGUUUGUUAGUUUCGAUUAUUAAAUUUAGCGAGCUUUUCAGUACGGUGGCUCGUAGCUAGGGACAAAACGCAUCUUAGAAUCCAAAACAAUAACCCAACAGAACUACAAAUUAAAGUGUUUGUAAUAUUGUUUUUCAUUUUGAUAAUAGGUCAGUUGAGCAUGCAGUGUUAGUAGUGUCGUUUCGUCUAUCCAAAGUGGCAGAUAAUAUUUUCCUGGAUUUAAAAAAAAUUAUUUUCUCUUCGGAGACGGUGUUUCUAGUAAAUUCGCCAAUUGAAAGUGUACUCACGGGACUAAAUUAAAUCCACUUGAGAACUCGUUUGCUUUGUUCCGAGAUAAUUUAUAUAUCCUUUGAAAAAGUUCGCGAAAUAUUUCUCCAAGAUUUUUAAUAAUUUAUGUACUGAAAAAGCGGGGAAAAUUGCCGAGGAAAUAAGGCUUUAAAGGCAACAGAACAGCCAAAAUAUUAAAACGAGAACAUCGUGUCGCCGUCUUUUCGAAACCUUUUUAUCUUCUACGCCAACAGAAAUAACCUUCCAAGAUUUCCUUUAUCUCACAAGAAGUUAAAUGUGACUGCGCUGUUUUAUUUUUAGUUGAAAAAAGAUAAACGUUUCGCGAAUCUGCAUUUUCCCGCGAAUGAAAACUUUGCAUUUUAAAAGAGCAUGCAACGGAAGGAAUUUUGGUUGGCUGAUUCCGCAGGAAUCUCAGGAUAGCGUAGGGAAUAAUGUUGUGACUCUUCAAUAGGUCUGUCUACAACAUAUAUAUGCGUCAUAUACCUACAGGAGGGCAUGAUACAAUCCUUUCACAGAUCACAUGCAAAAAAGCUAGAAUCUGGACUCUUUUUCUGAUUGGAUAGGAAACAAUACGGAUGAUUUGCGCUGUUCCGAUCGGCCAAAAUGUCACCUGUUGAUUUCAGUCUGCUUUUUUGCUUGUGUAUUAAAUGAGCAGUGAAUACACCCGCGAGUUCGUUAUGAAAUUUCUGCCGGCUUAGUUUUCUUGAAUUUGCAGAAUAUCUAAAUAGAAAUUUCAUCGAUUGAAAUAUUUUCCAUCUCAUCGUAAACUAAAAAAUUCACCGAUCAUUUGAAUGCAAUUUGAUACCGGCGGGGCUACAAGUUACAGAAGCGACAAACGUGUUCAUAUUUGUAGUUGUUAAAUCAUACGGCAGCUUCCGCUAGCAGUAUUUCAUCACUAAAAAAAGCACAUUUCAAUUUUUUUUAGGAAGCGGCUUCUGAACAUGGACGUACUUAAUGAUUUUCUUUUCCCUAAAAUUGAUGUCCAAAGGGACAUUAUUCGCGCCAAAAUUUGAUUCCCGUCUGGUAAACGCUGAUUGGCUAAUAACAUGACAGGUCAAGCAGACGUUAGAUUCCCUCGCGAGCCAAAGAAGCAAAGAAGCAAAAAAAAAAUAAUAACGCCAGAUCUCAGGUUACAGUCUCACACUCAGUUUUUACUCUCGGCAGAACUUUUUGAUUGUGCGUUUUUGACCUAAGCAAAAAUGCACUUUUUUUUGUUCUCAUUAUUUUUAGAAUCAUGACAGGAGUAGAGUUGCAGCCCAGGAUAACACAAUCUCAGCGAGCUAACAUGUUCGGAGGAUUCUUUCCACAUUCUAACGCCUCGGGUCUACCUAGCCUGCCGAGGAUGACUAUUCCUUGUUACCCUUUUGCUGGUCCUUAUGUGGCGAUUCAAAACCGUCUGGAGAUUGUGAAGGUUCCACAUGAGGAAAUCUGGAGCAGUGUCAUGUCUCCAACUGCAGAUGGCUUUGAUAUUGUAAGUUGAAGAGUGAUAAAAAGCAAAUUUCAAUGAAGAAGUUUUUGUUUAUGUCAGUUUCAUUUCAGUUGUUGUCGAUGCUGAUGACCUUUUUAUUUGUUUAUAAGUAAAAUGAAGGAAAUCAGAAAUUAGGAUAGAAGAGAUCCAAAUGGAUUUUUGGGAGAUUUGGGUAGCUGCAGGUUCUGUGAAAUCAAGAUUUUUCUGCAGUUGGACACUGCAGGGGGGAAUGUAAAAAUCCCGACUCCACCUUCAACGUCCCACUUGUUCCACGAUGUUGUUUUAUUGAAUUUGCUUGUCAGUCCGAGGGUUUUUUAAAAGUAGGUCGAUACGACUAAUUGCCUCCUCUUUAUUAUCUCCUUGCCAGAACAAUGGAACUUAUGUCCUGAAACUCCACAUUUCACCAAGUGCAUUUAUCCUCACUAAAGCUGAUGAUUACAAUUCUCGUGAUCUACAAGGUUCUACAGGAGUUGUCACCCUUCUACUUCCUUCUACAAGACCUCAGAUUUUUACGCACACCGUGCAGCUUUAUUCGGUUGAAGGAGCUCAACACUCCUUUGUGUCUUGCCUGGAGCGAAAGAUCCACGUUCCUGGACCUUGCCUGGAAGAGUACCAGGAAGGCCCUGCAAUUGAACAUCCCAUUAGGAAGAUCAGGCCUCGGGGUCAGUUAUUAUGAAAAAAGCAUGUUUAAGGCAACGAGGUUUUCAGGUUGUGAACUAGGAUAGAUAUAAUGAUGAAGUUUCAGACAAUGAGAUAAUUUAUGAAUAGCAGGGUAUACUUCUUGAAACCUGGGGCCCGUUUCUCGAAAGUAUUUGAGCUCGAUAAGGUGACCUAUGUUUGCCGUGUUUGCAAGCUCAAAGUUUAAUAAUUUUGAAAGUGAUACAAUCUAUACAACCAUCAGUUAAGGAAGCGGGUUUGUGAGAGCUGGGAACUAUACUAGUAUUUAAUAGGUUUUGAUUUUAAAGAAGUUUUGCCUACUGGCCCGAAGAGUUACCGGGUCGUUCGACAAACAGGCCCCUGACCGCCAAUCAUUCACAUUUUUAAUAAUUAAUAUGCUAGUAUUUAACAGGUUUUGAUUUUAAGAUUUGCCUUCGGGCCCGAAAAUUAAAGUUGCCGGGUCUUUCAAGAAACAGGCCCUGGACCGCCAAUCAUUCACACUUUUAAUUUCCGUGUUCACGAAAAAAUCAGAAAGCGGGAUAUGCAGCAUUACAGUCACUCAGAUAACACUUCAAAGACCUUGAGUUUUCCUUUCAGUCUUUUUUUAAGUAGAUGUGGCCUCUUCAGCAACUACUAUUUUUAGUUGUAUGAUAUUUCAAAUGGUUCAUGUUGUCAGGUGUGUGGGCCAGUAACGCGGGAAUGGCAAUUGUCAAGCGUUUUCAGCGCCUGGCGGAUGAUGGUGAGUAACACUCAUACAUUUUUCUGUUCAAGCAAAACUGAAGCACCUCAACCUCGUUUCUAGGUUCCUGGGAACGAGUUUGAAAACACCUGCUUUGAAAGUGCUUUAUACGAUUGAAUUUUAUUUUUCUAAGGAAUGCGGGAAAUCUUCAUGGAGAACUUAGAAAGGCCUGAAAAGUUCGCAGACAAAAAUCCGAAGUACACAGAUUUGAUUCCACUGGUGUUUUAUGAGGUUUGUCAUUUUAUAAUCGGGUCUGUUUGAACAGCCAUUUCUAACCUACUUUCAUGUGGGCUGUUUUGUUUGAAAAUCCCGCAAUGUUCGGCUGACAUCAUUGUAAAUUAAGCCCAAGUGAAGUAAAAGUUGGCCGCAAUUUUAAAUGCCAUCAUUGGUACUCAAGAGUGGCAUGUCCCAUAAUAUUUUUAUUACACAGAAGAGCUAAUCACAUAAUAGUGGAAUCGUUCCAAUUUAUUUCACACAUCUAAAGCACAGCGUUCAAGUAUGUUGCAGCCACACACCCUUGAUCACCCCUCGCACCACUGCAGGAGUGCAUGUGAUUCUGCUUAUCAUCAGAUGCCGCAGUAAGUCUGCCAGUAACGUCUUCAAUUCUCUGGAGCACCUUUUACGGAGUUAUUAUAACGCUAUUUCAUUUCUUCUUUCUAGCUGGCCCUACUGGACUUACACGAAAACUGCAUCGAAGCGGCAAAGACGCACGCAAAGAACGCUUUGUUGAUAUCGCGGACAUAUCAUUCGACUAAUCACUGUUAUUUGCUAACUAAACUGAAGUACGUGGAAUCAGCGCUUGCCCGUAGGGAAGGACAAUAUGCAAAGGCUAAGGAAUUACUCGAUGAUUCCGUAGAGGUGAGAAUGAAACUCAACAACAACGACUUUAUUGCGAGGCUUUAAAUUCUAAAAUUAAAAAGUAUAACACGUUAUAACACCAAAAAUGUUCAGUAAAGAGUUUGUAGUAGUUAGCUAGAAGGUUGAAGUAAAAAGUAUAUAAAAUUUCAUGCUGUUACAGAUCGUGCCUCAAUAACCCCCGGGGCUUAUAUUUUUCAAAGGCCCAGUUUGAGGGGCUUAUCUACGGAGGGAAAUUUGCGUUUCAAAAUCGAUUGGGCUAGCCUUAUAGUUGGAAGUAAAUUUACUGUUUUUGCUUUGUUUUACUUUGUAUUUGAGGGCAAUUUUCCAGGUACAAGCCCCCGGGGGGCUUAUAUUUGGAGGGACGAUUUAACGGAGGGUUUUUUGCGUUACCGAUUUGGGAGGCCUAUAGUUGGAGGGGAUUUUACAUGGAGGGGCUGAUUUUCGGAAUUUUACGGUAGUUUUCCAGAGGCCAUACAGAUAUUUUUCAAUCGCUUUAAAAGUGAUUUCAUCCUGGUCUGAUCGCUAUGAAAUUUUCACCAAUGAUUGAUUAUAGACUGAAAUUUGUCAAAAUGUAGGUUUUAGUAGAAUCGAUAUUACUAUGACAAAAAUAAACAAAAAACGUUGAAAUUGAUAAACGCCUAAUAUUGUGUAAUCUAGGCCAGCUACUGAAAAUCCAACAGUAGGAACUUAAAGUUUGGUGUUUAGCAAAGAAUCUCCGAUCCGUAUGAAGUAAAAAAUGCUGUAUGUUUGAAUUCGACUAAAACGAAAAUAUAUUUCAAACUUUGAAUUUUCAAUAGCCGUGAUAGAUUAUUUAAUAAAAACUUUAUAAAUGACUCAAAUUAUUCUUAAGUAGCAUCAGAUGCUGCUUAAUAUCAUAUUUCGAUGCAUGCUAGGAAAUUUUGGUGUAUUUUCGUUCUUGUGAUCUUAAAAACAAACCCAUUUUCUCACCACCUGUCUUACUUCAUUCAGAAUUUGGACUUUUAGCGCUUUUUUUAUAUCUCUGAAACGACUCGAAUGAUUUUUUUUUUAAUCUCUUCACAUUAUCUUCAUAAUUGUAUAUAAUAAUGUAACACCUUGAAAUUUUCAAGACAAACCUAUCUUACGAACCGGUCAUAAAAUCCGCGCUACAACAUUCACUGUUUUGAAGUCGUGCUAAUUUUUCCAAAUUAGUGGGGACAAUACAUAUAUCCAUGACUAGUACAUUUCAGUGUAAGAAUUGUCAAUGUUGUUCAUUCAAAAGAUGCGAUAAAUUCAAACUAAAAUGUACUAGUCAUGGAGAUAUGUAUAGUGCGCAUUAUUCAGUUGGAAAAAUUCGUAUAACGUCUAAACAGGGAAUGUUGUAAUGCAGAUUUUUGACAGGUUCGUAGGAUAGGUUUGUCUUGAAAUUUUAAGAUUUUGCAGUGAAUCAAUCUCCGUGAAUGUUUCAGCUUUAUUAUAUACAUUAUGAAGACUAUGUGAAGAGUUUUAAAAAAUUUGAUCGAGUCGUUUCAGAGAUACACAAAAAUGCGCUAAAAGUCCAAAUUUUGAAUAAGUUGCACUUACACAGGUGGUGAGAAAACGGGUUAGUUUUCAAGAUCGCAAGAACGAAAAUACACCAAAAUUUCCUAGCAUCAAAAUAUGAUAUUAAGCAACAUUCAGAAGCUGCUUAAGAAUAAUUUGAGUCAUUCAUAACGUUUUAAUUAAAUAAUCUAUCACGGCUAUUGAAAUAUAUUUUCGUUUUAUUCUAAUUCAAACACACAGUUUUUUUUUACUUCUUACGGAGAUUCUUUGCUAAACACCAAACUUUAAGUUCCUAGUGUUGGAUUUUCUGUAGCUGGUCUAGAUUACACAAAAUUCGGCUUUUAUCAAUUUCAAAGUUUUUUGUUUAUUGUUGUCAUAGUAAUAUCGAUUUUACUUAAGACGACAUUUUCAAAAAUUUCAAUCCUAAGCCAAUUACUGGUGAAAAUUUUAUAGCGAUCAGACAAGGAAAAAAAGCACUUCUAAGGAGAUUGAAAAAUAUCGGUAUGACCUCUGAAAAACUGUAUCGAAACACCUUAAAUAGGGAUAUAAACCCCAACCUUCGUUACUUUUAAUUUUUAUCUUUGUAUUUUUAAGAAAGGCUUUAAAUUUUAGAAGACCUCAAUCCAAAAUUGUCAUUAAAACCGCGGCCAUAACAUGUUUUGGUAAACUUAUAGUCUCCCUUGGGCCAGUCACUUGUAUUAAUAUCCGUAAUGACAUGAUUGAUUUUUUCUGUACUUUACCUGUUAGCUUCUACUACCAUGUGCUGCAGGUGAAGAAACAGCAGAAAACAGAUAUUUCAUUGCCUCAUUUUAUGUAGAGAAGUCUGCUAGAGCUGGAAUCACUGAAAGCGAGGAAGCCAUUACUGAAAACUGCUUCCAAGAUAUCGAACGCCAUUUGGACGCUGAAAUCCGUCCCAUAACCAAUCGUUUUCAAAUCAGAGCUAAAAACAGACGGCUCGCUUUCUAUGUCAAGUCCUCGAGACACGUGAAAAAUCUUGAUUUCCAGCAAUCAGUGCCUGAGGAACAUAUGGCCAAAGCAUCUCAUUUGAUUAGGGAAAUUGAAGACAGACUUUUGCCAUGUUAUCUAAAGAAAGCACUUCUAAGCUUCGACAUCGUCAAGACUGAUUUCUUCAUAAGGACUGGGAACUUUGUUAGAGGUACUUAAUCUAAAGAGUCACAAACAAAAAGUCGAGUGACAUUUUUGCAAAAUACACAUUCAACUGAUAUAUAACGCACCGAAUAUAUAGUUUCUGAGCGCCCUCCAGAUGCCAGUUGAAAAGAAAAAAAAGCAAUUGCAACUACUAAUAGUUUUAAAACAGCUACGUAGACUACACCAAAAUGGAAAGAAGUUCAAAAAAGCUCAGAAAAAAUCUCGAAAAACGACAUUAACCCCUCUAUUUGAGGUAUUAUAAUAUUAUGUAAUCAAACUUAUCACUUUCGAUCGUUCCAUUCAACAGGAAUUGCACCAUCAAGGGAGGCCCUCAGUAUUGCCCAAGAAAAACAAUGGAGAGAAUACGAAGACGUUGCUAAACAAAGAUUGAAGCUAUGUUGCCGGGUUAGGAAAGCAGCGCAGGGAAAUUCUGUGUAG